AUGUACGCCCGCGACAUUGCAAAGACACAACACAAGUUCAGGUUCCAAAACGACGCUAAAAACCCCUCCUUUUCCUCCUCCCUCCUCGACACAAUCUACCGCUCCAUCGACGAAGGAGAGAGGAGGACCAACGACAUGAAGUUCCACACCCAAACAAUGGUCAAGAAACAGAGCAGACUCCUCGUCGAAGAAGAGUUAACGGCGGCCAGCAUUCGCCGCGCUUGUUUGGUGGAAAAAUGGAAAGGAAGCGAGAAGACAGUGAAAGCACAAAUGGAGAGAAAAUCAAAAUCAUCGCGCUUGCAUCGUCACGAUCACGACCAGGAGGUAAUGUUCUUCACUUCAACUUCCAGUUCCUCGGAUUCCAGCUCUGGGUUGUUGUCCUCCUCUGACACAGAAUCCUUGUACGGAUCGAGGUCGCGAGUUUCGUGUUUUGCUCCUUCGAGACCAAAGCCAUCGAUGACGUCAGCGGGCAAUGAAGAGCGUUUGAUCAAGUCAAAAUCGAGGGCGUUGAAGAUCUACAACAAUCUGAAGAAGGUGAAGCAACCCAUCUCUCCUGGGGGGAAGCUAAGUACUUUUCUUAACUCUCUGUUGGGGAACGCGAAGAAAACCAAAACCUACGACGAAGCAAAACCCAAGUCGGGACAAGAAUCCACGUGUUCCUCUGCGUCCUCGUUCUCACGCUCUUGUCUGAGCAAGGCUUCGCCUUCCUCCAACAAAUUGCGCGACGGGGUUAAGCGAACGGUGCGUUUUUACCCUGUGAGCGUGAUCGUGGACGAGGAUAGUCGACCGUGUGGGCAUAAGUGUCUGUAUGAAGAAGACGCCACGCGCGUAAUGGCAGUGUCCAUGCCAACCGUGUGGAAAAUUGGACGCAACAAGAACGAAGAAGAGGAAAAGGUCGUGGAUAAGAGCAGGCGCGUGGAGGAGGCCGCUAGAGAGUUUUUGAAAGAGUACCAUCGAAACCAGAAGAAGAACAAUUUGAUUAAGUUGAGGGAUUUUCCUAAUGCGGUGGAAGAUGACGAUGAGGAUGAUACCGAUGAUGACGAUGCAGCGAGUUAUUCAAGUUCGGAUCUGUUCGAGCUCGAUCACCUUGAAGUGAUGGGAAACAAUAGGUAUCGCGAGGAGCUUCCUGUGUACGAGACCACUCAUGUUAGUACUAAUCGCGCCAUUGCUAAUGGCCUCAUAUAA
Messenger RNA from Sphenostylis stenocarpa, 1185 nucleotides. Lineage: Eukaryota; Viridiplantae; Streptophyta; Magnoliopsida; Fabales; Fabaceae. The record is from the annotation of a GenBank genome assembly.